ACCCCAGCUUAGCAGCAGUAACGCCAUUUUGCAAGGCUGUACUUAAGAUGACUGGUUCAGGGAAAGGUUAGAACACUGAGUACACAGCGGCUGCCAAACAAGAUGUGUUUGGUUGAAGGCCUGGCAACAGGAGGACUGCCGUUGAGCACCUGACAAUGAGAAAAGCCCCGGGAGAGGUCCCACACCCUGGUGGGGGGCCGAGUCAGCCGUUAUGUUCCAAGAAGGUAGCUAAGAAACUUGCCCCCGGGCUGAACCCUUGGGGGGCCGAGUCAGCCGUUAUGUUUCAGGAAGGUAGCUAGGAAACUUGCCCCCGGGCUAAACCCUUGCCAUAUUAGAAUCCACCAAUUAUAUCCCUGUAACCAUGCAUCUGCUUCUGUAUGCUUGCUUCUGCUCCCCAAAAUCCUAUAAAAGCCCAUCCUUGGUUCCGUGGGGCGCGCCAGUCCCCCGAGUGACUGAAGCGCCCGCAGGUGCCUGUGCCUGUGUAUCCCGACAAUAAACCAAAUCCUCUUGCUGAUUGCAUCCUGUGGUGUCUCAGUCUGGUCUUUGGAGUUGGAGGGUCUCCAUCCUGAGGGAAAGUUCUCCCUGAGAGCUUUUCAUUUGGUGCAUUGGCCGGGAAAGGAGAUCCUCCACCCAGGGACCACCGACCACCCACUGGGAGGUAAGCCGGCCGGCGUCUGUCUGUCUGUCUAAUUUUGUCUCGUUCUGCCUUAUUCUGUCUGUUCUGUGAGCGCUCAGCCAGGUCUGUUCUGUGAGCGCUCAGCCAGGUCUGUUCUGUGAGCGCUCAGCCAGGUCUGUUCUGUGAGCGCUCAGCCAGGUUGUUUGGAAUUUGGGCGGGACGAAGAAGGAGCUGACGAGCUCGGACUUCUCGCCCCGCAGCCCUGGAAGACGUUCCAAGGGUGUUGGGGCCCGACUUUUCGGGGCCCAAUCUGGGAGAGGAGAAAGAUCCGGACUAACGGCACUCUGUCUGUAUUUUUGGCUUUCAGAGGGCCCCGGACCUUUACCACCUCCAUCUGACUUUUUGCUUUCAGUUUGGUACCAAAGCCGUGCAGCACGCCUGUCUGUUGUUUGUUUGACUGUUGGUGUUGUUUGUUUUCUCUGUGUUCUAAUCUUCCUUAGAACUAACAUGGGACAGUCCCUAACAAUGCCCCUAAGUCUCACUCUUGAUCAUUGGGAAGACGUCCACGACCGGACACACAACCAGUCCGUCGAGGUUAAAAAAAAAAAAAAAAAAAAGGAAAAGGGCAGACUCUCUACACAUCCGAGUGGCCCACUUUCGGAGCAGGAUGGCCAGUGAAUGGCACAUUUAAUAAGAUCAUUAUUUUACAGGUUAAAGAUCGGGUCGUCCACGGACAUCCUGACCAGGUUUCUUAUAUUAUCACUUGAGAGAGUCUCGCCUUAACCCCCCCCCAGGCGGAACCCUUCGUGGACCCGAAUUGGCCUCCCCUCAACCCCCAGCCUGUCCCCUCGGCCCCGCCCGGUCUGCCGGCCACGUCUUAAGAAACCUGUCCUCCCGGCAGACCCAAACUCCCCUCUCAUAGAUCUUCUCUCUGACAGGCCCGGCUGAAACGGAGGAGGCAGAGCCGCCGGCCAGAUCAGUUGCCGGGCCACAGUCUGAUAAGGGUUUCUCCCCUGUCGCAGGGAGAUUGCGCAAUAAGCACGAGGUGGUGCCAGAUACAACCUCCCAGGCUUUCCCACUUAGACAGGGAACCGGUGGCCAGACCCAAUACUGGCCGUUUUCAGCAGCUGACAUUUACAAUUGGAAACAACACAACCCUUCUUUCUCCAAAGAUCCAAUGGCACUCACCGACCUAAUAGGAUCUGUUUUACUUACCCACCAGCCUACUUGGGAUGACUGCCAACAGCUCUUACAGGCCCUCUUAACCUCAGAAAAAAAAAAAAAAACAAGGAGUGUUCCUAGAGGCCAGAAAGCAUGUUCUGGGAGAUGAUGGGCGUCCCACCCAGCUGCCUGAGGACCAAACUGGGAUUUUAAUACAGCUGAAGGUAAGGGACACCUACGCCUUUAUCGCCAGUUGCUUCUAGCGGGUCUCCGAGGGGCUAUACGACGCCCUACUAAUUUGGCUCAGGUAAAACAGGUAUUACAGGAAACAGGGGAAACUCCCUCCGCCUUUCUAGAGAGACUUAAGGAGGCCUACCGUAUGUACACUCCCUAUGACCCAGAUGACCCAGGACAAAUGACGAGUGUCUCUAUGUCCUUCAUCUGGCAGGCUGCUCCAGAUAUCAGGACUAAGUUACAGAGGUUAGAAAAUUUGCAGGGCUAUACAUUACAGGAUUUACUUAAAGAAGCUGAAAAGAUUUUUAAUAAGAGAGAGAAUUGAGUCGAAUCUUGGCCGCCGUAGUUCAGGGCCAAGAAAGGAAGGGAGAUAGGGGGGAGCUCGAAAGGGGCUGAAGCUGGAUAAAGAUCAAUGUGCCUAUUACAAAGAGAAAGGGCACUGGGCCAGAGAGUGCCCCAAGAAGCCUGGCGGACCCCGAAAGCCUUGACCACGAACCUCCCUCUUGGCUCUAGAUAAAGAUUAGGGAGGUCAGGGCCAGGAGCCCCCCCGCCCUGAGCCCAGGGUAAUGCUUAAAGUUGGGGGGCAGCCGGUUACUUUCCUGGUAGACACAGGAGCCCAGCAUUCAGUCCUCACCCAAGCUUCAGGACAACUCAGCGACCGGACGGCCUGGGUACAAAGAGCUACUGGUGAGAAACAAUACCGAUGGACUACGGACCGCCGGGUUCAGCUGGCUACCGGUAAGGUGACCCAUUCCUUCUUACAUGUUCCGGACUGCCCGUACCCUCUGCUGGGCCGUGAUCUGCUCACCAAACUAAAAGCACAAAUUCAUUUUGAGAAAGGAGGGGCCCGAAUAACUGGCCCCCACGGAACUCCCCUUCAAGUUCUAUGAAUAUAGACUAUAUGAACUGGGACAGGACAAGCCACAAUCCCUAGAAAUAGACACUUGGGUCACGAAUUUUCCACUGGCUUGGACAGAGACUGGUGGGUUGGGGUUGGCGCUCCAACAGCCCCCCUUAAUUAUACAGUUAAAGGCCACUACAACUCCAGUCUCCAUAAAACAAUACCCCCUGUCACAUGAAGCUUAUCAAGGUAUAAGGCCUCACAUUACGAGGCUUCUGGAUCAAGGCAUCCUAGUCCCCUGCCGGUCGCCUUGGAAUACGCCUCUUCUGCCUGUUAAGAAACCCGACACUAGAGAUUAUAGGCCAAUACAAGACUUGAGAAAGGUCAACAAGAGGAUAGAAGAUAUUCAUCCGACUGUUCCAAACCCUUACAAUUUGCUCAGUAACUGUUCAUCGAUGAGAAACAGGGGUAUGCUAAAGGGGUCCUAACACAAAGGUUGGGACCCUGGAAACGCCCUGUGGCCUACCUGUCUAAGAAAUUGGACCCUGUGGCCUCCGGCUGGCCACCGUGCCUAAGGAUGGUGGCUGCUAUUGUUGUCCUGAUCAAGGAUGCUGGAAAAUUGACUUUGGGACAGCCACUCACCAUCCUAACACCCCACGCAGUGGAGGCCUUGGUAAAACAGCCCCCAGACCGCUGGCUCUCUAAUUCCCACAUGACCCACUACCAAGCCUUGUUACUGGAUGCAGAACGGGUUCAGUUUGGGCCCGUAGUCGCCCUCAAUCCUGCCACCUUGCUUCCCCUACCAGAGGAGGCAGAACAACAUGACUGCCUACAAAUCCUCACAGAAGUACAUGGAACCAGGCCGGACCUAUCGGACCAGCCUCUUCAGAAUGCUGACCACACAUGGUACACGGAUGACAACAGCUUCUUGGCAGAGGGAGAGCGAAAGGCUGGAGCUGCGGUCACUACGGAGGACAAAGUGAUUUGGGCGAAAGCCCUGCCUGCUGGUACCUCCGCACAACGGGCUGAACUCAUCGCCUUGACUCAGGCGCUCAAGAUGACAAAAGGACACCAGAAAGGACACAACCCAGAGGCACGAGGAAACCGGCUGGCCGAUGCCACGGCGAGAGAAGCGGCCAUGAGCAAACAAAUCUUGCCCUUAAAUAGCCCAGACCAACCCACACCCCCACCAGUGGGACAAACCAGUUGGGUUUAUGCCCAUGAGGACAUAGAGCUCCUAGAAAAAAAAAAAUGGGGGCCAUCUACCACCCUCAACUAAAACAGUGGGUCUACAAAGGACUUUUGAAUUGAUCUCCUUUUUACAUAAAUUAACCCAUUUGGGGUUUAAGAAGAUAAAAACCUUACUAGAUAGGGAAGAGAUAAAUCUGUGUUUUUUUUUGAAUCGGGACAAAGCGAUACAAAAGGUGACUGAGAGUUACAAAGCGUGCGCUCAGGUUAACCCGGAAAGGACCAUGAUUGGACAAGGAGUUCGUCCUAGGGGACACCGUCCCGACAUCCAUUGAGAAAUUGAUUUUACUGAAAUUAAACCAGGUAUAUAUGGAUACAAGUAUCUCCUAGUGUUUGUAGACACCUUCUCAGGAUGGGUCGAAGCCUUCCCCACAAAACACGAGACUACAAAAAUGGUCACCAAGAAGCUCCUCGAGGAAAUCUUUCCCAGGUAUGACAUGCCUCAAGCGUUGGGGUCGGACAACGGGCCCGCUUUCGUCUCCCAAGUAAGUCAGUUGGUGGCCAAAUUGCUGGGGAUUGAUUAAAAAUUACAUUGUGCCUAUAGACCCCAGAGUUCAGGUCAGGUAGAACACAUGAAUAGAACAAUUAAGGAGACUUUAUCCAAACUUACGCUUGCAACUGGCUCAAAGGAUUGGGUGGCCCUCCUUCCCCUAGUUCUAUAUCGGGCCCGGAAUACCCCGGGCCCCCAUGGUCUAACUCCUUUUAAAAUAAUAUAUGAAACACCACCCCCAUUUGUCCAUUUCUUUGAUUCAAACAUUGCUGAUUUUGCUGACAGCCCUUCUCUGAGGGCCCAUUUACAGGCCCUACAGAUUGUACAGAGAGACGUCUGGAGACCUUUGGCCGCUGCUUACCAGGACAAGCUUGAGCAUCCGGUGGUGCCACACCCGUUCCAGAUUGGAGACACCGUGUGGGUGCACAGACACCAGACCAAGAAUCUCGAGCCACGGUGAAAAGGACCCUACACCGUCCUCCUGACUACCCCGACCGCCCUAAAGGUAGACGGAGUCUCGGCUUAGAUCCACACACCACACGUCAAGGCAGUCCGGUCUGAGGAAUUGACUAAUCACAACACUACACCCCAGACAUGGAGAGUUCAGCGCAUUCCAAACCCCUUAAAGUUAAAACUCCUACGUGGCUCCUCCUAGCCCUUUUGUGGCCUAGAGUCAGUGGGGGAAUAAGCCCCCACCAGACAGAAAUUUCUUGACCAAGUCGAGUGAAAGAUUUCACUCAAAGUUAGCAAAAAAAUGGGGGAAUGAAAGACCCCAGCUUAGCAGCAGUAACGCCAUUUUGCAAGGCUGUACUUAAGAUGACUGGUUCAGGGAAAGGUUAGAACACUGAGUACACAGCGGCUGCCAAACAAGAUGUGUUUGGUUGAAGGCCUGGCAACAGGAGGACUGCCGUUGAGCACCUGACAAUGAGAAAAGCCCCGGGAGAGGUCCCACACCCUGGUGGGGGGCCGAGUCAGCCGUUAUGUUCCAAGAAGGUAGCUAAGAAACUUGCCCCCGGGCUGAACCCUUGGGGGGCCGAGUCAGCCGUUAUGUUUCAGGAAGGUAGCUAGGAAACUUGCCCCCGGGCUAAACCCUUGCCAUAUUAGAAUCCACCAAUUAUAUCCCUGUAACCAUGCAUCUGCUUCUGUAUGCUUGCUUCUGCUCCCCAAAAUCCUAUAAAAGCCCAUCCUUGGUUCCGUGGGGCGCGCCAGUCCCCCGAGUGACUGAAGCGCCCGCAGGUGCCUGUGCCUGUGUAUCCCGACAAUAAACCAAAUCCUCUUGCUGAUUGCA
Rattus norvegicus (Norway rat) is the source of this 5878-nucleotide messenger RNA. The record is from RefSeq and is a predicted model, not a curated record. NCBI's taxonomy places the organism in Eukaryota, Metazoa, Chordata, Mammalia, Rodentia, Muridae.